UAGAUGUACACGAUUCUAAGGGCAUAAAAAAAUCAGCUAUUUGGUUUCCAGUACCUCUGCAGAGCUUGGGCAGCAUAGUGUUAAAUUUCAUAUGUAGAAAAUCCAAAAAUCCAUUGAUUGAAGAAAAAAGCGGGAGACAGUGCCGAGACAAAAUAUUUUUUACAUAUUGAAUUACAUCCUCAUUCUUCCAUACAGUAUCAGCAUCAGACAACUAGCUCACCCGGGGACGCACAACAAUAAACAAUCAGCAAUACAGAAAAAUGUGAACACUGUGACUGAGCGCAACACACGUGAAAAAUGCGGACGAUUUAUGUUAAGCGAAGGCGGCUCGCGCCCACCUACGACGACAGCUAUAAGAUAAGGUUAAUAUUUGUGGCAGGGGCCGAAGGAGGGGGUCUCGCAUGUCCUGAUCAUAUGCGGGAUGCGACGAUGUGCCGACACGGGGUUGGCGCGCGCUGGGGACUCGCGCACCGAGCGCGAGGGAAGCCACAUUUUUCCGCAGCGCGCGCACACAAAUGGGCAAUUAGCGAGACGAAUGGUUUCGCUUCAUAAAAUAUCCGACUUAAUGCAACGAUCGCUGCUCGUGAAUUAUUUAUGUCGCGCUGCCCGUUAGAUUCCCGGUGUUCCGCACCCCUCCGAUCUCCGCUCCGGGUUUCGCGGUCCCCGUUCCCACCCCCCCCCCCCCCUCCGCCGCCCCGCGUCGUUUUCUCUCUUUUUUCCCUCCGUCCGUCGACCAAGUGCACUAACGGCAAAGACUAUCCUUCCGAGGAACACAACUAUGAGUCUUGUCUUGAAAUGUCAAGUUAACUGAAGAAAGUGGAAAAAAAUAGAUACUAAAACAAGAAAUAAAGGGAAGCAAACUAAUUCAUAGCCAUCCAGCCUAAACCUGGGAGAAACAGACAAGGAGAGAAAGAGGGAAGACAGUCGAUGGAUGCAGUUUGGACAGAGGAGACGGCGCAUUUUUCACUGACCAGGAAAAGAAAGCAGCAAAAAUUGAGGGAAAGGGGAAAAACGCGCCGCCAGAAGCCAUGGUGUGGUGUGAGAAGGGGAUCCAGAUCCUUCUCACCACCGUGGGGGCGUUCGCAGCCUUUGGAUUGAUGACGGUGGCGAUUGGCACAGACUACUGGCUCUACGCUCGGGCCUUCAUCUGUAACAGCACUGCCAACUCCUCCCAGGAUGACCCCCAGAACAAGGACAAGAAGGAUCCCGGGGCCCUCACACACUCUGGCCUCUGGAGGAUAUGCUGCCUGGAAGGUCUGAAAAGAGGAGUGUGCUCUCAAAUCAACCAUUUCCCAGAAGACGCCGAUUACGACCAUGAUGGGGCCGAAUACCUUCUCCGGGUGGUGCGAGCGUCCAGCAUCUUCCCCAUCCUCAGUGCCAUACUUCUUCUGUUGGGUGGCGUUUGUGUUGCUGCCAGCCGCUUCUACAAGAGCAAGAGGAACAUCAUUUUGGGGGCCGGCAUUCUCUUCGUAGCUGCAGGCCUCAGCAACAUUAUCGGGGUGAUAGUUUACAUCUCCGCGGCUCUGAGUGACAUCUCGCCGAAGAAGGAUGAGGACAAGAAGUGGCACUACUCCUACGGCUGGUCCUUCUACUUUGGGGGCCUGUCCUUCAUCUUGGCGGAGAUGGUUGGCGUGCUGGCGGUUAACAUCUACAUCGAGAAGAACAAGGAGCUGCGUUGCCGCUCGCGCACUGACCUCUUCAAGAGCACCACCCACGCCAUGCUGCGGCUGCCCAGCUACCGCUUCCGCCACCGCUCCCGAUCCAGCUCCCGCUCCACCGACCCUUCCCGCUCCCGUGACCCCUCCCCUGUCGGAGGAGGGAGCAAGAAUUUUGGCCUGACUCCGUCGGCACUGCUCUCUCAAGGACCGCCGGGGGCCAUGUCAGUCUCGACCCUGCCGAACCCUCACUCCCACUCCCACUCUCCGCUGGGGGGUGACAUCUCCAUGUAUACCCUGUCCAGGGAUCCCAAACUGGCUGGUUUAGGGACCCUGGGGGCACCGCCAAUGUAUGGGACAGUAGAUCGGGCCACUUUAUAUCAGUUACAUAAUUGUUUCCCAAAAGAGGGCGGUAGCAGUGGGGGAGGGGUGCUUCUAGGGGGCACUUUGCCUUCCCUUUCCAAAUCCAACAACCCCUUAUCAGUCCAGAAUUCUUCCAGCGGCAACGCCCCUCUCAAUACCUCAACUUCCACUCCCCCUUCAUCUCAGCCCCCUCCCCUGUUGUCCUCCACCAUGGAACGAGACAGGGGGAUGAGCACCCUGGAUCGGCUGGGCAAAGGAGACAGGGAGAGCUCCAACACCAACACCCUGAACAGGAAGACAACGCCAGUGUAGAGGUGCGGAGGAGAAGCAGGAAGCUGGACCGAAGUCAAAGGAAACCGAAGAAGAAUAGUGUAGCUGUAUUAAAAAGGGCAAAAGAUUAAUAACAACCAGAAUAACAACAACAAUUCAUCUGAACAUUUAUGUUAAACACAUCAGCAGUAAAAGUAACCCUUGUUUUUUUGUAUUGUUUAAAUCCGAGUGCUUUACAGUUAUUCAUUACACGAUUGUACCUCUUGAGUAUCUCCACAUUGUUGUUGUUAUUGCAGUUGUUAUUAGUGGGAUGUUCUGUAAUUACAAGGUUCAUUUUUAAUAUGUUUUUAAAUGAUUUUUAUUUAAAACUGAGAAUAUAUUAUGACUGUGAUUU
This is a messenger RNA of Scleropages formosus (Asian bonytongue), 2682 nucleotides long. RefSeq names its product voltage-dependent calcium channel gamma-4 subunit-like. Gene Ontology annotation, cellular component: postsynaptic density membrane; AMPA glutamate receptor complex. Lineage: Eukaryota; Metazoa; Chordata; Actinopteri; Osteoglossiformes; Osteoglossidae. Gene Ontology annotation, molecular function: voltage-gated calcium channel activity; channel regulator activity. The transcript has 6 exons. Gene Ontology annotation, biological process: neurotransmitter receptor internalization; calcium ion transport; positive regulation of synaptic transmission, glutamatergic. The record is from RefSeq and is a predicted model, not a curated record. The coding region runs from base 1029 to 2330 and encodes 433 amino acids.